CGAUUAUCUGGUAAUACUCUCGGCGACACAACAAUCGAGCGACAUGUUUUCGAUAACGUUAAGACGACUGGCUCAGCCUGCUAAAGAUGGAGUCUUCAGCAAAUUGCCUCCAAUCGCCGCGAGCAACAUUUACAAAGCCAAAACUGUCUGGCCGCCGGACUUCAAACAGUUGACUCACCAACAACAAUUACGCUUCGAGAAAAAGUACAAACGCCGAAUGUUCUUAGCAAACCGAUCGCCGAGAUGGGACAAGGCUGUUAAAUAUGCCCAACUAGCCACAAUGACCGCCGCCAUGAUUUAUUUAUUAUUCUUCUCUGAAUUUGAGUGGUGGGGUCAGAAGUAUAAGCCUUCAGAAGAAAUUAGAAAGAAAACCGAGAAUCUAUUCGGUAUUCUGGACAAAGAUAAGCGAUAUGAACAAUCAGAUGACAUGAUUCAGGGCAUGCAUCCGUCUCAGUCAGAAGCAGAGAAGUCGAAACCGAACUAAUGUCUAUGAUGCCAUGAUAGUUGGUAGUGUAUAAUAAUGUAAAUUCCAUAUAGCCUCUUUAACCAUUGGCCAAAUAAUCACAAUCAAACGCCCCAGUCCCAAUAGUGCGCCAGAAAAAUGAACUUCUCAUAAGGCAUUACUCAGCCUACCUGCCUGCCCAGCCAAAGUUGCUCGUCAUGCCUAAGCCAGCACCGAGGCCUGUGGCGCGACCUUCGUUCACAGGACGCUUCGCUACAGUGCCUUGAGCUCUGACACCUGCUACUAUCCUGUCUAAACUCGUUUCGAUAACCACGCCUCCUACUAUCAUUUCAGAGAGAGUCGCGUGCAGCGUUUCAAAGUUGAAGAUAAGAUCCAGCUCGCAGACAUUCUCGAACAAUUUGUCCAAAGCUUCGACGUAAACUUGGAUAAGAUCUAUAAGUGCUAGAGGUGACUCGGUCGAUGUUGAUAUGACGAUAAAGUAAAGUGUCGCAUAGUUGCGGUACGUCACCAGCGACGGCACAUCGUUCUGUUCUUCUGAUGCGUUUUUCGCAGUGCUCGACGCUGCAAGUAGUGGUGGCAGAGGUAGGAAAUUGCAAGAUCCAGACGGCC
This is a messenger RNA of [Torrubiella] hemipterigena, 1072 nucleotides long. Lineage: Eukaryota; Fungi; Ascomycota; Sordariomycetes; Hypocreales; Clavicipitaceae. The record is from the annotation of a GenBank genome assembly.